UCAGUGACAGAGCGUGGGCGUGCUCUCCCCUCGUCCAUCCAGACCUCUCCUGCGCAGUGACGUCUCAGAUUCGUCGAGUCUCCCAGAUUGUAGUUUGUUUGCUUUCGCUCCUUUCUUUCCCCGGUCUGCUAGACUAGAGAGAGAGAUAAAGAAAGAAAGGAAGGAAGGAAGAGAGAAGGAAAGAAUGAAAGAGAAGGGGAGCGGGCACAGAGAAGAAAAAUGACGAGUUGGCGGAAGUUAAUUGCCGUCACGAACGCAAAAAUAGUUGAUUAGAGUUUCGUUUUUAAAAAAUAAAAAAAAUAACAGCAUGGCUGCGGAGGAGGUGCGGGUGUGCCGCCGGGCCCCGGUGGCUAUCAAACAGGAGCAAGACGACGAUUCAGACGCUGAAGAGCCGAACCUGGGGCCCAAGAAGUCGGAUGGACAGAUCAUCCAUAGCGGUCACUUCAUGGUCUCUUCGCCUCACAGCGAGCACCCACCAAAAAAGGGCUACGAUUUCGACACGGUCAACAUGCAGACCUGCCAGACGUACUGCUUUGGGAAAACAAGCACCUCUCACUUCUCCAUCGACGCAUCUCUAACCAAACUGUUCGAGUGUAUGACCCUGGCGUACAGUGGGAAAUUGGUGUCACCAAAAUGGAAAAAUUUUAAAGGACUGAAGCUGCUAUGGAGGGACAAAAUCCGACUCAACAACGCCAUCUGGAGGGCAUGGUAUAUGCAAUAUGUAGAAAGGAGAGACAAUCCUGUGUGCCACUUUGUUACUCCGCUGGAUGGAUCGGUAGACAUAGAGGACCAUCGCAGACCAGAGGCAAUUGCAACAGAAGGAAAAUAUUGGAAAAGAAGAAUUGAAAUAGUAAUCAGGGAAUAUCACAAAUGGAGAACUUAUUUUAAGAAAAGGUUACAGAAGCACAAAGAUGAAGACCUCUCAAGCCUUGUCAAGGGUGCUGGGGAGCAGUACUCGUUGUUUGGGGAAUGCUAUCCAGACACCUUCUGUGUCUCCUUCUGCCAGGAUGAUGAGGUGGGGGCCUGGCGAGUGAACAGGAAGGGCCGGGACACCCCGGUGCCUAUGGAGCAGGACAUAGACAUAGAAAUGCUGAUGUCAGAGUUCACCGACACUCUCUUCUCCACGCUCGCUUCCCAUCAGCCCGUCGCCUGGCCCAAUCCUCGAGAGAUCGCACAUGCCGGAAACGCAGAUAUGAUUCAACCAGGUUUAAUUCCUCUUCAGCCAAAUCUAGAUUUCAUGGAUACAUUUGAGCCUUUUCAGGAUUUCUUUCCUUCUGUUCGCUCGUCUUUUUUCCCUUCAUUUUCCAUCCCUUCAGUUUCUUCGAUGGCAAGCAGCAAUUGUCCAACUCAGACCUCCAUCCUGACGUCUCCAGUCUCCUCUGCCAGUCUCAGCCAGGAGCCGAUUCCACCUCCAGUUACCCCUGCUCUUUCAAACACAAGCAAUAAGAACUGUUCCAGUGCUGUCAAUGCUUUCGGACAGACAGCAGAGUUCAGGUCACAGACACCUCUAGCAAACCAGCAGACGUUUUUACCUGUGUUUCCCCCGUUGGUGCCCUCUGUUCCCUGUGCAGCUGAUGCCGCCAGGGUUCCAGCCCCUCCCUCGCCCUCUCCCCAAACCGUUCAGCCCACUGCAGUGCCUCAGAAUGGAGCUGGGGGAGUCACUCAGGCCUCAUUCCCUUCAGCAGAGACUCCUAAGUUUGGAUUCGGCAGCACUUUGCAAUCGUCUGUCAUUACGCACACUGCCUCCGGUCAGAGCCCAAGUCUCAUCCUCACAACACGCCCUCAAGCAGGACCCUGCGAUGCCUCUGUGAUGCCUCACUUUCAGCCCCAGCCCUCUGCACCAGCUCAGACUUUUGCCCUCCCAAAGCCAGUGCAACUUAAAGGAACAAGGGCGAAACCCCUGCAGAAAAUCGUGCCUGCUCCCACACCCCUAGUGUUUAAAAAUGCUUUCAUAGCACCAGCUUCCUUUCCUGGGCAAACCAGUGCUGUGAUUGUCACCCCUGCACCUUUAAAAAGUGAAGGGGUAUCUCCACCCAGUGUUGUCCUUGCACCCACUGCCAUUGGAAGGAACCCAGGAGUGACAGAGUUCCAUAUAUUGCAACCAACAGUAACCUCUCAACACCUUAUCAUAGCCAAAGAUGAGCCGGGCUCUUCCACAAACUGCAGAGCGCAGACUCCUUCUCCUACAUCUAACAGGGAACGUCACAAUUCAGGUCAGGGAUCUCUAUGCACUUCUGAACAGAUUCCCGAUCCCCAGUCAUCCCAGAACAGCUCCACCAGCAAAUCCAAGACGGACUCGUGCAUCGUUGGAUUUAAGAGCCGAAGAAUAAACCACAUCUCUGCAGAACAAAAGAGGAGAUUCAACAUCAAGAUUGGUUUUGACACCUUGAACACUUUAGUCCCAGUUUUAAAAUCUCAGUCAAAUUCAAAACCAAUAAGCAAUGCAGCCACUCUUCAGAAGACUGUGGAAUAUAUCGCCAAGUUACAACAAGAGCGAGCGCAGAUGCAGGAGGAGGCCAAACGUCUCAAGGAUGAAAUUGACACGCUCAAUACUUCCAUCAAUUGUUGCCAGCAGCAGCUCCCUGCUACGGGAGUGCCGAUAACGCGCCAGCGCUUUGAUCACAUGCGGGAGAUGUUUGAUGACUAUGUGAAGAACAGGACGCUUCAGAACUGGAAGUUCUGGAUAUUCAGCAUAAUCAUGAAACCGUUAUUCGAGUCCUUCAAUGGAAUGGUUUCAACAACAAGUUUAGAUGACAUGUGUAACACCACGCUGUCCUGGCUGGAUGAGCACUGUCCGCUGCCUGUUCUGCGGCCAAUGGUCUUACGCACACUGCGCCAGCUCAGCACCACAACCUCCAUCCUGUCUGACCCGUCGCUUUUGCCCGAGCAAGCAACACAGGCCGUCCGCAGGAUGAACAACAGAAGCGGAGAAUCUUAGCAAAGAACAUUUGGGAGCAUAAGGGGUUCUCUUCUCAAACUCUCCCACUCCGCUAUAGGGAUUUUUUUUUUUCUCUCUCUUUUGCGCUUGCACUAAGCAGUUCAGGCUGUUAACUACAAUCCAUAUGUGAUGGCCAUUAAACAGCAGAGGUCUGUCCUGCCGUGUGCAGGUGUGGCGCUCUCUCAGGCUGGAGGGCUGAUCUCAGGUAAGCUGUGGGUGAAGGAGCUGCAGGUGACCACAGUGAAGCACCACGCCCCGGGUACGUGUCGGGAUCGCUGCCCCUAGGGGUGCAACACAGCUUAAUGAGUGGCAGAAGAAAAUGCAGCAGAAAGGAACAGUGCAUGGCCCAGGCUGCACUUUUACAGUGUCAUUGAACAUUUUGAAGAUGGUUUAGGUAAAGGGAAAUGCAUCAGGAUGGAUCUUAAUUGUCUUUUUUUAAAUCUGUUUGUACAUUUUUUCCCCUUGUGCUUUCUUUUCUUUACAUAUACAUGCACACAACUGUUACACAAUAUGAUUUGCCAAAUAUAUUAUUUUACAUAGGACAGAUUUUUUUUUUUUCGCCUAAAGAAUUAGCCAGGUCUGUUUAAAAAUCAGGUAUACUGUCUCAUUGUUUUUUGUCGUUCAUGCAAGCUGUUCAGUCUGUACCUCUUCCAGUCUUGUUCUUGUAGUUCAGCUCAUCUUGCAGAACGCCUUCUUAAUACAGGCUUCUUGGAGGUGAAAUCUGAAAGAUCCAUGUAAACUACCUUAUUUGAGAAAUAUAUCCAUUGUGCCAGGGUGCUACAUUAACCCCACACCUACACAGAAUGCAGAACCCAGUAAUGACCUGCAUUUCAAAUAACAUACAGGUAUUAUUAUUGAUCCCUGGAUUAUGAUGAGACAUGCACAAUAACACUGUGUGAUGAAUCUUUCUAAAUUCCAGGUUCUAUAUACAGUAGGUGUGUCAUUAAUGUAUGGAUGUAUUUACGCUCAAGUGCUCAGGGGUAUAUACAUGAGCUUAUACAACUACCAAAUAUGAAAUUCAGGGACAGCUGACCCAAGAUACAUUGGGUUGUAUUCACAAAGCAUAGUAUCCAGUGAUUACUUAUAAAAACAAAAAUGCUUUAAAUGAGUAACUUGGAAACUGAGGUUAUUUUAAGAGCUGUGUAUCUUAGUUGUUUCUUGCUAGUUCUGCAACAUAAGUAGUUUACACCCUUCCCUUCUAUAGAUAUUUUGUUUGACAAUUGUAGUGUUCCAUUUUUUUGCAUUCUUUUCGGUCUUCUUUUGAAUUCUCACAGACUACAUUUUUUGGUCUUUUUUUUUUUUUUUUUUUUUAGAAGGUUCUGUGUGUUGUUGAAAUACAGCUUUUCACAUAUGUAAAUGUAUGUGUAUCUGUUUUCUGUUCCACAUACUGUAGGUGCAUACAGUUGAACCUGCUUGGACAAAAUAACUAAAAUCCUGAACAUGCAGCAUGUUCUAGAACCAUUCAGGGGGUGGGCACAUUAAUUGUGCUGUUCGGAUCUGCAAAACGUGGAGCUUUAAGUAUUAAAAAAAAUAUUCAGUUUAUACAACAAUACACACGUCGACUAUUUUUAGGGCCUGGUUGCAACAAAUACUACAUUACUUUUGUGAGCCUUAAGUAGCAGUGAUGGUGUUCUUGUAGGGCUAGUGUCUACAGUGUUUGUCACUCACGUGGUUAUGCAGGUGCUUUAUGCACCACCUACAGAAAAGUGAUACUGUGCUGCAGAUGCUUUUGGCUUGCAACGUUAUCUGGUUUGACUUCAGUUCUUGUAUAUAAUAAAACACCCUCCAUCCCUCCACUGCUGAGCUUUAGUCAUAUGAAGAGAAUACACAGGAGUGAUAUUACCACAUUUUUGGCUUCAGAAUCUGAUGGGUUUAUACCAUUUAUAGCAACUUUAUGGAGAUGUUAAAGUAGUGUGUUUUACUAGUUAUUUCUUAGGUUACACUCCAAGGGAAUGUAACUACAAGGCAGUCCGUGUCAUAUGUAUGACUUCAGGAUGAAAAGCUCCUUACUAAAUCUUACAGGUGUGUGUUUUUUUUAAUUAUUUUAUUGAAUGCGUUUCAUCUUAAGCACUGUGAAACUGAAUCCAGUAAAAAAAAAAGUGCUAUGCAAAGAAAAACUUUUUUUUUUUUUUUUUUUUCAAUAUCUGUUUGGUUUCAGACAAGGGUCUGAGAGAAGCUGUAGCUGAUAUGACAUGUAUCGUCUUGUCUGUUUUUAUUUGUUACUGUGAGUGAUCAUUUGAUAUCUGCUGCGGUGCAGAAUUGAUAUAUUACAAAGUUAUGAAGAAAUACACAUUGUAAACCUAAGCUGAAUUCUUUUACAUCGGUACUAUUAAUGGUCUUUGUAGAAUAGAGUUCUGCCAUUCUUGAGAAUGAAAUUGAUAGGCAAUCUGUUUUGGAUGUAAAACUGUAAAUAUGUUUUCCUAUUGAGUAAACAACUUUUUAAAGUCCGA
Molecule: messenger RNA, 5388 nt
Organism: Acipenser ruthenus (sterlet)
Lineage: Eukaryota; Metazoa; Chordata; Actinopteri; Acipenseriformes; Acipenseridae
Product: MLX-interacting protein-like
Exons: 17
Coding region: 308-2938 (876 amino acids)
Biological process (GO): regulation of transcription by RNA polymerase II
Cellular component (GO): nucleus
Molecular function (GO): RNA polymerase II cis-regulatory region sequence-specific DNA binding; DNA-binding transcription factor activity, RNA polymerase II-specific; protein dimerization activity
Source: RefSeq, a predicted model, not a curated record